UGCCGCUCCCCGAGAUCCCUCCAGCGCCAGUGACUCCUGAACCUCCCUCUGUCCCCCCAUCUCCCUCCUCAUCCUCCUCGCCGUCUCACUCCCCCCUCCCUCCCCUCUCACUCCCCUCACCCCCGCCUCCACCAGAAGAACAAGAGGAGCCCUCCCAGCCUCCAAGCCCCAUCGCUCCUACAUCCCCAUCUCCGCCACCUCCCGCACUCGCUCCUCUCCCUCAGCCUGCCACUCCUCCACCUGCGACAUCGCCUUCGCCUCCUUCCCCUCCUCCUCCUCCUUCCCCUCCUCCCCCUGCUCCUGAGCCUCCUACUCAGAAGGAGUCUCCCAUGCCAUCUCCAGAGUCCCCCGCCUCUCCCGAAGAGCCCCCACCUCCCAAAAUCACCUCGCUGCAUCUUGCCCAGAAGCAAGAAGAUGCUGCCAUUGUUGGAGAGAGUGAGGAGGAUGAGAGCGAAAGUGGCGGGGAGGGAAUCUUCAGAGAAAGGGACGAGUUUGUGGUGCGAGUGGAAGACAUCCGGACUCUCAAGCUGGCCCUGCAGACGGGCCGUGAGCCUCCACCCAUCUGGAGAGUGCAGAAAGCCCUGCUGCAGAAGUUCAGUCCAGAGAUUAAAGAUGGGCAGAGGCAGUUCUGCGCCACAAGCAAUUAUCUUGGCUACUUUGGAGAUGCCAAGAGACGAUACCAGCGAAUCUAUGUCAAGUUUUUGGAGAAUGUCAAUAAGAAGGACUACGUCAGAGUCUGCUCUCGGAGGCCUUGGCGCAGAGCCACACCUGCUCUCAGACGCCAGUCCCUCCCGAGGAUGGCCUCCCCUCCCGCGUCCCAGGCGCCACCCAAAGUAGCGGAAAAAGAGGAGAGAGUGGCUCCACCAGUCCCACGCGAACAGAGAGAGAAAACGAGAACAGCGAGUACAACAACGGCGAAAGAUCAACGGGAGAAGAAGGAGGCUCCAUCUGCCGUGCCGAAAGCCAAGGAGAGAGAGAGGGAGAAAGAAAAAGAGAAGGAGCAUGAGAAGGAGCGUGAGAGAGAGAAGGAGAAGCGAGUGCAGCCGCAGCAGGACAAAGUAGAGAAACGAGCUGCAGCAACAGAACGAGGUCGGGUGAAGGAGGAGAAGAAAGCCGUGGAGAGGAAAGAGAAGGAAAAGGCUGAGCGCCCACCCAAGUCCAAGCCGGCCAAAGUGAAGGCCGAGCCACCGCCCAAGAAGAGGAAGAAGUGGCUGAAGGAAGUACCUUCAUCAUCAGACUCGGACUCAUCGGAUGAGGCAGCUAGUGAGAAUGAAAUGCCAGUGAAAGGCGGAGUGAACAACCGUGCCAUGAGGGAGAUGUUCAGGAGCUACGUGGAGAUGCUGGUCAGCACGGCCCUGGACCCCGACAUGAUCCAAGCUCUGGAGGACACAGAUGACGAGCUGUACCUCCCACCGAUGAGGAAGAUUGACAGCAUCCUCAGCGAACAGAAAAGGAGGCUGCUGAGGAGAGUCAGCAUGAACUCUCAGCACCAGGAAGUCGUGCAUGCUUACCCCCAGAUCAUUGUAGACCCCCUGGACUCAGGAGUGGUCAGGGUGCGGCUGAGCGGUGACGCUUACAACCGCAAGACCCUCAACAGAGUCAAGAAGACCCUGCCUAAACCACAGGACCUUAAACUGUCAUCUGAGACAUAUCGGAUCUACAGUCUCUACCACUCCCUUCAUCACUAUAAAUACCACACCUUCUUACAGUGCAAGAAAGAGACCAACACCAUUGAGCAGGCAGCUGAGGACCCGGGCCAAGAGGAAGUGGUGCAGCAGUGCAUGGCCAACCAGAGCUGGCUGGACACCCUCUUCAGCUCCUUCAUCGAGCUGCUCACGCUCAGCACCAAAGCUUGAGCCAACUGCAGCAAGACGGAGAGAAUUCAUUAAAAGCGAACGGAUUAAAAAAAAAGAGAAGAAAAUCCAAACGGAAAGAGAUGGAUCCUACUGUACAGCCCCCCAACCCUCUUCAAAUCUCUAAUAUCUGAGGAUGAAUUUUUAAGGCCUUUGACGAACAAAAGCGGGUCUGUUCAUGUGACCUCAGACACUGGCCUCUUUUCUUUUUCUUGUUGUUGAUAAAUGACUUUAAGAAAUAUCUUACUUUGUGAGAAGGGGGACCCCGCCAGAUAUGGGGCCGCUGGUGGGUCAAGAGGGAAUUGACGGUUGUUGAAAUGGGAGCGACGCGAUGUGGACAAAGGACUAACAGAGGAGGAGCCGCAAAUGCCAAGUCAACAGAGGAGCCACUGACAUCUUGUUAACUGUGUGUCAUAAAGACAAUAGUUCAAAGAGAAACUAUUACCGCUUAGUUUUUACAUAAAUUAUUUUUUUGAAAAGACUAACAUUCGCUGUUGGCUUUUGAAAAGAGUGGAAGAGGGUGAGAAUGCUUUUUAACCUGCGUGUCGAGCGUGCCGUGAGCUAACGUGAACAUGGACUCGUCUACGAAUAGAAACAUUAAAUGUGUUAACGAACGCUCUCCCUCUCAUCCCGUGUUAUGUCACGGGCAGCACCAGUCCGCUGUGUGAUAAUAUAUAAACACAUUUUUAUUAUUUAUAUGAGGAGGUUUUUAACUUAAACUCUCACAAGCGCUGGGUUUGCUGCCCGGACAUUUUAAAUACCUUUUUUUAUUUUCCACAGGUUCAGUGUACAAUCGGUAACCCACAUAUCCAAGUCGUCUUCCCCUCUAUACAAAAAGAACAGACGUUGAGACAGAAAUAUUGUAUAAAAUACAGUGGGUGUAAAAUAACAAAAACAAAGGAAGAAAAGAAGAAAAAAAAGAAGGGAAUGGGAAAUUCUAUUUGAAACGUAACAUUGUCGUUCUUCAGUUCAAUCAUCAGUCAUGCAGGUGCAAAGAAAAAGAAGUAAACUAUCCAUUUCCCAUGUGGGAAGAAGGAGUAUAAAUAAGUAAUAUUUAAAGAGGAAAUAGUCAUUUCAUUUUUAUCAUUUUGAUGUUUGUGCAUACUAUGACUUAUUUUGAAAACAAUCUAAUUUUCCAUAAAAAAAGGAAAAAAAAGGCGUGUAAAUAUUGUACAGUUCUUGAUGAAAUUCUUUGUCCUUCUGUACAUUAACUCUCCUGUAUUUGAGAAACAAAUAAAAUCUGCAAAGAACAAA
Messenger RNA from Paralichthys olivaceus (Japanese flounder), 3107 nucleotides. Lineage: Eukaryota; Metazoa; Chordata; Actinopteri; Pleuronectiformes; Paralichthyidae. The record is from RefSeq and is a predicted model, not a curated record.